This is a messenger RNA of Protopolystoma xenopodis, 840 nucleotides long. Lineage: Eukaryota; Metazoa; Platyhelminthes; Monogenea; Polystomatidea; Polystomatidae. The record is from the annotation of a GenBank genome assembly.
UUGAGGCAAGAGAGAGUGACAUUAAACAUCGGCAGCACCGACCAAUCGGGCCAGAGCCUCUCAACCAUCGUGCGGAGAAUAAGCAAGUUCGUAUCAAGCCAAGAUGUCGAGUUUUGCAAUCGGUCUUACAUCAACACCGGUCUUGGCGACUUCCAGCAAAGCCGAAUGGGAGGUACAAAAAAUAAGACACGCAUUGUCAGGCCUUCCGACACGGCCCGGUGCAUACAGAUUUCGACCAAACGUUACAAAUUGUCGAAAGUCCGGCCGACUUGUGGAGGUUGUGUUCAGACCUGCAUUCUUGACCUGGAUUAUUCAUCUGGACGUUAUGUUGAGGCUGGUGAGUGUUAUGAAAACCUGCAAAUGUUCUUAGAAGAUAGACCAAAGUGCGGUCUGGCCUUAAUGGCCAACCAGACUUGUCAGUUUGACAGUUUUGUAUCAAGUGGCGAUAUGGUCCUCUGCAUAGCCGACAGCGAGCAGGCCGUGCGCAGACAGGUCGGGACUACACCUCAUCAAGAGAUGGAUGUGGACGUCGGCAUCGAAGGAGUGGGAAAAAAUGAAGGCCAAGUUGUGCCGGUGAAGGAUAAUUCACGUAGCCAUAAUUGGGCUGGCCGCGACUCACCGGCGCCCUGGCCGAAUUCGCACCCAGGACGCAAGGAUCAAGGGCCAAAUGCGAUGACCUCCAGAUCGCUGUACAUGACUCGUCCUCCUCCUGGAGUCGGUGUUAAGGAAAGUGUUGAGGAAAGUCUUGUCCAACCUAAUCCGCACCAUGGGCACCUGGUGAUUCGCAAUUUCUGUGGCGCAGGGGCCAUAUCUUUCGACACUAUGCAAACUGCAACAUAG